Molecule: messenger RNA, 778 nt
Organism: Aspergillus ibericus CBS 121593
Lineage: Eukaryota; Fungi; Ascomycota; Eurotiomycetes; Eurotiales; Aspergillaceae
Exons: 2
Coding region: 282-491 (69 amino acids)
Source: RefSeq, a predicted model, not a curated record
AGCAGCCAGGCAGCUAGCUGAAAUUUGGCCCUCUUGGGCCUCGGAAACCGCUUCAAAUGACAGGGUUCCCCGCUCAAGGCAUAGUUUACAGAGAUACCGCAUGAUACUGCGUGCAUGUCCGAUCGCUAGUUACCGCGCAAUUCUAACUCCGUGUUGGAGGGGGGGAUUGAUCAUAGUCGUGCCUGCAUCCUCGAUUUUUUUUCUUGCCUCUCUCCACCCAAUCUUCCAUAACUCGUUAUACAUUGGAUACUAUCUCUUGGCAUCGCAACUCAGAAAAAAACAUGUGUCAACGACUCAUUGAAACGAUCGAGCACAGAUGCGGGUGUAGAAUCGAUUCCCCUGGCAGUGUCAUUGAACUCAAUGGCUGCAACAAUUGCGGCAUCAUCAAGCGAACACAGCAAAUGGGCAAGACGACUAAGAGGGACCCAUGCCCUGAUUGUAUCACCAAUGGUCUCUGGGUGAAGAGGAAUGGAAAGUGGGAGAAGGCUUAGAACACUACCGAUGGUGAGCAAGGAUUUUUGGCAAAGGACCGAAAGCCAAUUGAUCAAAAUCGGUUGCAAUAAACUGGCCUCUCACUAGACUGUUGUGGAUUUCAUUUAUGUAUUACACUUGUGAACGUUUCCGAGUGUUAUUAUCUAGUUGAAUUCAAUGGGUAAAGGGAGAAGACAUCCGUUGAGCAUACUUGGGAGACGGAGGUGUCAGAAUGCAGCAGGAAUAGGUGGAUACUCAGACAGGAUAUGCUAUCUGUCGGGAAAGGUGGAGAUCAAUGUUACUAGCG